Syngnathoides biaculeatus (alligator pipefish) is the source of this 4880-nucleotide messenger RNA. RefSeq names its product immunoglobulin superfamily member 10-like. Lineage: Eukaryota; Metazoa; Chordata; Actinopteri; Syngnathiformes; Syngnathidae. The transcript has 7 exons. Bases 418 to 4680 code for a protein of 1420 amino acids. The record is from RefSeq and is a predicted model, not a curated record. Gene Ontology annotation, molecular function: protein binding.
AGAGUUUACUUGAGCCCACUUUCCUUUCUUCCACUCAAACAUCCACACACGCACGCACGCACAUUGUCAUUCACAUGCGCGCACCCACGCACACGGUGGGUUGCAGUUUACGCCGGGACGCGCGCGCACUCGGAGGCCGGUUGGAUGCUACUUAAAUGUUUUUUUUCUUACAUUAGUUUUAGUUUUUCCAAUCCUUUCAUUACUGAGACAACUUAGGUUGGACUUUUAAAUCACGGCGCAGAUGGGUGACCAAAGCACGUAGUCGCGUAAAAAAAAAAAAAAAAAAAAUCGGAAAGCACGCAGGUUGUGGCACUACAAAUACGGAUUUAAUUUGGGAAAAUGAACGAUUCUGUGCUGGAUAAGUUAUUCUGUCCUACUCAAGUACUGUAAGUCUCCCAGCUAGCGCUAACCUUAAAGAUGAAGGUCUGUCCAUGUGUGGGUUUGGUGGUGGCACUGUGGGCCCUGGUGGUUCCCGGGGGCCAGGCUUGCCCCAGGAGCUGCAACUGCUACCAGGCAAACGAAGUCCACUGCACGUUCCGCUCCCUGCUCACCGUCCCGGCGGGAUUGCCUUCGCACACACGUCGCAUCAACAUGGGGUUCAACAGCAUCAGCAGGCUCUAUGACAGUUCGCUGGCCAGGCUACAGAGGUUGGAGCUUUUGAUGCUGCACAGUAAUGACAUCCACCACCUGCCGGACGCACUGUUUCGAGACCUGAAAUCCUUGCAGAUACUAAAACUGAGCUACAACAAGCUGACAGAAAUCCCUUCAUCCCAGACUUUCUAUGGCCUGACCUCGCUACUGCGUCUGUACUUGGAUCACAAUCACCUCCAGUACAUCUACCCUAGGGCCUUGCUCCAGCUGCCAAGCCUCCGUUUGCUCCGUCUGCAAGGAAACAGGCUGCAUCAGUUGCAUCCCCACGCUCUCUGCACACUUUCCCUCCUGAACACGUACUACUUUUCAACACUCCGGCACCUUGAUGUGUCCAACAACAGUUUGACCACCCUGCCCAGGGCCACCUUGCAGACGGCGCCAAUGCUGGAAACGUUAGCACUUCAGGCUAACCCCUGGAGCUGCGACUGCAGGAUGAGUUGGUUUCCCGCUUGGCGUUUCGCUCACCAAGAAUUGACGAAAUGUUCCGGAGGUCUUCAGUGUCCAAUGUGUGAAUCACCGAAUGCCCGUCACGGUAAAGGCUUGCUCGAUCAGAAAGAUCUGACCUGCACCUCCCCAGUCAUUACCCUGUGGAAAGAAGAGACACCUUCUGAGACGGAACUCGUCGAAAAUGAACAAAGUGAAUCCUUCAGCCAACCUUUAGGCACCGCUUCCCUCGACCUGUCGGACCAACAGGGAAAUAAUGUUGAACUGCGCUGCAACGUUACUUAUUUGCCGGACUCUCAGGAUGAGAGUACUCCAGACCUCUCUCUUCCCUCCUCUUCACCUGUUGCUAUGGCUUUGUCAUUCUCUCUGCAUUGCCCCGUGGAGAGAGAGAGCUAUGAGAGGGUUUGGAGGAUCCUGGCUUACUACAGCGAGACUGCAGUGCAUCUCGAGAGGGAACUCAUGGUGAAUAAACCUCCAGACCUGACCUACCAGUACAGGCAGGCAGCAGAGACAGAGGGGUAUUACAAUACCGGAGUCAAAGCGUCUGUCUCAACAGGACCGCACUGGUUAAUGCAGCCAGCUAUUGGUAUUCAGCUUAACAGAGCACGGUCCAGCCGAAACACAGUCAACCUUAUAUAUUCAACAAGAGUUUCCGCUCAUCCUGACCCCACUACAGAUCCUGCGACAUCUGCCACUGUUUCUCAGCCAUGGGUACUCAUUUUGACUAAUUAUACCACAGCAAUAACAGCUGCCGCAGGCUCAAGGAUAGAGCUCUCCUGCCCUGUUCUAAGUUCUGGUCAUCCCAGAAUACAAUGGAUUCUGCCAGAUAGAUCCACAUUUGUCUCUCCAUCCAGUAGUCAAGAUGGUAGAAUUCAAGUCACUGGGACUAGGCUACUGUUACAAAAUGUAGAGCUUUCAAAUGCAGGAAUUUACUAUUGUGUAGCCCAGGCUGGGAAAGACUCAGAUGUUCUAUCGCUGUAUCUAGCAGUAGAAGCGUCUUCUGCCCCACCAACAGGUGAGCAAGUUGGACCUCCCGUCACAGGGCUACUUGGACAACCUGUCAGCCUGUCCUGCAAGGCCUCUGGUUCACCAGAGCCGCGCACUUUUUGGGUAUUACCAGAUGGGAAUAUCGUGCGGAAGGGAUUAACAGGAUUAGGUGAAUUUACUAUGCAGUCAAAUGGGACACUCUUUUUCCCUAACCCCUCGCUGAGAGAUGCUGGUCAUUAUCGUUGUGUUGCUGUCAACCAGUAUGGUAGUGCCUCUCUGUCCAUGAGCCUGGAAAUAAACUCAAGAAAAAGGCUAUCACUUGGAGAUGUGCCAGGGGGGCCACAGUCAGCCUCUGGGCGAUCAACCAAGAUACGAGCGCCGUUGCUACGUCAAGUAGAAGAAGGCUCAGGUGAUGAAGUAGAAGAAGAAGAGAGAAUCAUUCCAGUCCACCAGAAACAUUCCAGUCCUCUUCAAAAAUCUCAAUCAAACAGACAAAAGCAAGUCAGGAAGCCCAUAAGACGAGGGCCUUUGAGAGAAGGCCCCUUGAGGAGAGGAGGGAGGCCUCUGUCACCUGAGCAGAGAAGAAAUCGUUACACCACAAACAAACAAAAAAUUGACCCACUAAAAUGGGCUGACCUACUGGCAAAGAUACGCCAAAAGACCGCGGUCACAAACAAUAGCGAGGACAUGACGACGGAAAAGGCCACGGCAAAAUCAUCGCGAAUAGCGGAAGACAGAGAAAGACAUGGGGGUGGUGAUAACACAGAGACAGAAGGAGCAGCUCAACCGGAAAUGGAGGGCUCAUCAGUUGAUGACGCGGUCCUGCAAGAGGAGUCUCUGCAGCCCAUUUACCCCACUCACACAGUAGCUGUCCUAACGCAAGCGAGUACCGAGUCAAAAACAGGUACUAAGCGUGAAGAGUCCUCGGAAGCGGAGAAACAUGAGAAUGAGGCUAAGAAUGUGACACCACCACAAACAACAACACAGACAGAUCUAGUCACCUCAAAGCCAACAUUCAGAACUAAUGAAAUUGACCCAGAUACAGCUGGGGGAGCAGAACAGGAAGCAAAGCCCACCUCCUCAAGAGUGAGACCUUCAAAACCACACAAGGGAGCAGUGUCCAAAUUUGUCCCAAAUACACGGCUACAGAAUCCUCGGAACUCUCGCAGAAGGAUCGGACAGCGAAGACGAGUCAUCAGCAGGACAAGGGGGCAAAUUAUGACACCACGUCAACCUCUACCUGAUUCUCUUAACCCAACGGCAAAAAGUGUGAUGCCUGACGUGACCAUCACUCAAAUCCUGACAACCACAUCUUCGCCAACAAAGUUGGAAGAGACUGAGAAUAUUAAAACUCCUUUUUCAACAACAAACGGGAUGGCAACUCCUUCACCUCGUUCAGUUUUUACCGCUGUUGGUAUCACCCCUUCAACAUCUGACUUGCCCGCUCCAACUCUUUCCUCCCCGGCUUUAUUACCCCAUUACAACACAGAGACAAAUACAGAUGUGAUGACUCAUUCAGGCAACAUAACAGACAGCGCCAAGUCGCCUGUCUUUAAAUCACAAACACCGACAGCCACUGACUCUCACAACGCGCACACAAGCAUACAGACAACCUUGAGCCUAAACGAUGACAGGUCCUCAGGCGAAAAGGGUGAAGGGCUGGAAAAGAAUUUGUUGGACGUCCUGAAUGUACCUCAAUUCUCCAGCCUUCCUGCAGCCACGCUCUUCUCCGCUGUUUCCUUGACAACAACUCCUUCAAACGGUUUUGCAAAUAAUCCCGUCACUACUUCUGCUAGCGUAAAAUCUGCUGCAACGUUUGACGACACACAUCCAACAUCGACUACGUUGACUCCCAUGACUGCGGACCCAAUUCCAUUGACUUCACCCCCUAGAACUCCCCCGAUGUAUCAAAGAACUGAAAGUGCAACAACAUAUUCAACUCUUAUAUCUACUUCUCCGACAGCUGUUACUCAUUCAUCAGCUACUCUCUCACAAACUACUAAUUUCUAUAGUACAGAAAAUACAGAUUCAUUCAAAGACAUCCAAACAACUACUAUCCCUGCACUUCCUACAUCAGACAGUAGCACUCCUAUUUCUAAAAAAAGUGCAACCCCAGUCAAAAUUCCUCAGAGUGAGACAGAAUCCAGUGCAUCUUCCAUUUUUGCAACAACAACAGCAGCAGCAUCAAGUACUGCUGCGUCAUCUGGAGAAAGGCUAAACACCGGGCAGAUCAGCCCCAGAGGGAGGCCUGUGUCUGGCCAGAGCCGACCCCCAACUGACUGGAGAAACCCUGGAGCUAAUUUCAUUCCAGAUUCACACAGCAGUAGACCGCUGUGGUCUCCAUCGCCUCUUCCUGCAGCCCCACGGUCUCCAAUUUUAAGAUCCAGACCGAGGAUUGCGGACCCGCAUAUCAGAACGGUUUCGUUCCCGGCGGGAAAUGUUGCCAGGCUGACUUGUGAGGCUCAAGGAGAGCCGAAGCCCUCCAUCACGUGGACCAAAGUUGCCACAGGUGACCGCAGCGAAACAGACAUGCGCGCAUUUGCCUCAGCGUUCAUACUGUUUAAAGACCAAACACGCAAUAAAUUUAUAUGGAAAUGAGGCCAGUCUUAUCUUCAAUUUACAUUCACGUCAAACAUCUCUCGGCAGAUUUCUUGAAUCUGAUUUGUGUGCUGAUGUAUAAUCUCGGCAAAUACGGUGUGGCCCUUCUUGGGACGCAUCAACCUGCUCCAUGUUUUCCAUUUCCAGGAACAAAGAUUGAAAUAUCACACACACAGUUGCAGAUGUUGUCACUGGAAAAA